Molecule: messenger RNA, 1695 nt
Organism: Cylicocyclus nassatus
Lineage: Eukaryota; Metazoa; Nematoda; Chromadorea; Rhabditida; Strongylidae
Source: the annotation of a GenBank genome assembly
UAGGAGCCCUGUAGAGCCGACCGCCUUCGCCUUGGAAGAGCUUAUACUUACAAAGAAAAGGAAGAUCUGAUAUGGCGUUUACCUUCGCUUGGUCUUACUUGCUCUUGUGCGCCUAUUUUACUCUUUCAACCGAAAUGACCUCCAAUGAAGAACGGUUUGAAGCUAUUGUGAUGAACGCAGCCUAUAAUACAGAACUUCAACCAGAUCUGAAUGCACUCAAAGAAGGAGAAGAUUACUGCGCAUUUAAUGUCUCAACUAUCAGCAAAAGCUCACCGCCGAAACCAAAAACUACCGACUCUACAGAUACGGGUUUGAAAUUUGGAGUAGAAGGAUUUACAAAACUGCCCUGGUCUACGGACAACGUCGUCGAGAAUCAGAAGUGCUAUGCGGUUAUAGAGAAAGCGCUUGAAGACUUAGCCAGUAAUGGUGCAAAAAGUGUCGAGGAUGUUAUAAAUACGAUAAAACAGUAUGCCUCCUGGGUCCCUUCUUUUGAUGGUCUGCGAGAUUAUGUGGAGAGCAAGAAUGCCACAGAACAGCAAAAAGUUCUCGAAACCAUGACAGGAAUAGCGAAGCUAGCUGUCAAGGCAAAGUCACUGAUCACUGAACCUCUGCCUCUGCUGCUAGCCAAACAUACGGGGUCCGUUACGCUUAGUCAAGAGCAGUGUGCAUGCCUUCUGGCAAAUGGAUUUUUUUGCACGUUUCCGAAAGAAGCGAGCACCUUCAAUAAAAUCAAUUUCGCCGGGAUUUUUCAAUCUGCUAAUCAUCUAUCUCAUGUGAGGCUGCAGUUUUUGCUGCAUUACUUUUCGCUAGUGUUGGAAAAGAUGCCAACUGGCUGUGUUACAUUUUCUCGCGCAGUACUGAAAGAAGACGCGAUACCGAAAUGGGAAGAGGAAAAAUCCCAGCUCCAUUCCCUUGCGGUACAGUCAGAGGUACCGAUUGAAGACGUGGUUGCAUUAGCACAAGUAGAUUUUGCCAAUGAAACGAUUGGAGGCCUUGUCCUCUCCACUCCCAUAGACCAGAUAGGGAAGGAGGAGAUUCGCUUUCUAAUUUCUCCAGAGCUGAUCGUGUCCUGCCUUUUAUGCGAGAAGAUGGGUCCCCUUGAAGCAAUUCACAUCGUCGGCACACAACGUUACAGCGGCUACAGCGGAUACGGUUCCACUGUUGAAUGGCAGCCUUAUGAUGGCUACGAUUGUGAAGAACGAGAUAGUUUUAGGCGAGUGUUUUCGGACGUAAUCGCUAUAGAUGCUCUUUCCUUCAGCGAUAGUUCACAUCAAUAUGAGAGAGAAAAUAUCGACAGAGAGCUCAAAAAGGCGUAUGCCGGUUUCAUGUCAGAAAAGAGCGACGCACGACCGAUAGCAACUGGAGGCUGGGGAUGUGGUGUGUUGAGAGGAGAUAAAGAACUAAAAAGUUUGAUUCAAAUUGUUGCAGCUGCAAAAGCAGGGAGAGAUAUGGUCUAUUGCGCUUUCCAUGAUAAGCAAUUCGAAGACUCUUUGCUUGAUGUGUAUAAUAUGUUAGUUCAAAGGAACGUAACAAUCCGCGGUCUUUACAAGGCCUUAAUCUCGUAUGCACAAAGUCUAAAGCAGCAAGAGGAUUUGUCUGUCUUCAAGCACAUCUCUUUGGAAUUUCAAGCACAGUAGCAAAGUGGCACAAACCAAAACAUAGCUCAAACAAGCUCAAUAAACAUUUGCUCGAGUA